Fusarium oxysporum Fo47 is the source of this 2372-nucleotide messenger RNA. Its product is annotated as UDP-galactose transporter. Gene Ontology annotation, molecular function: pyrimidine nucleotide-sugar transmembrane transporter activity. The transcript has 4 exons. The record is from RefSeq and is a predicted model, not a curated record. NCBI's taxonomy places the organism in Eukaryota, Fungi, Ascomycota, Sordariomycetes, Hypocreales, Nectriaceae. Gene Ontology annotation, biological process: pyrimidine nucleotide-sugar transmembrane transport. Bases 1 to 2337 code for a protein of 778 amino acids. Gene Ontology annotation, cellular component: Golgi membrane.
AUGUCUGCAACACGGUUUCUACGAAAGCUAUCGCUGCGCAACAGCAGCCCCCAACGAGCCGCGUACCUCGCGGCGCUGGGUCUCGUCGGUAUCCAGGUCGGCAUCGGCGUUAUCAUGAAGACUGCGCAGAGCGGUGGUUCUUAUGCCUUCUCACCAUCGGGAUCCAUCACCAUCUCCGAGUUUCUCAAGUUAAUCCUGUCUUCGAUAUUCUUUUACCGCGAGUGUAAAGCUAGAGCGCAGACGGGCGUUGGGCCUUCUACACGAGGCUCGGAUACGGCGUAUGCGUCGCUUGCGGAUGACCAUCGGGACUUGGAGAUUCAAGAUAAAGACGAGGAUUCGUCGUCGCUGACGGCGUUGGACUCGGAGGAUGAGGGCUCAAGGGAUUCUGGGCCGUCUUCACCACCGCUGCCUUUUGGUCUGCGAACAUUCUGGAGUUACAUUCGUGGUGAGGUGAGGGACGAUGUGCGAUUUGGCUUCUACAACUUGGCGCUCAUUUACAUUCUCAUCAAUAAUUCACUCUUUUUGAGCUACAAAAUGGCAGACCCAGGAACGAUCCAACUCACGAAAAGCGGUGUCACGCUCAUCACAGCCUUGGUCAUGAUUGCAACGCUCAAUCAACAGGUGUCCAAGACUCAAUGGAUGGCAAUCACUAUGCAGCUCAGCGGUCUCAUCGUCACGCAAUACCAGCCUGGCAAAGGCGCCCUCUAUCCGCUCGACACAUACGCCCUCCUCCUCUUCCAGGUCUUCCUCAGCGCUUCAUCGGGUGUAUACAACCAGGUUCUCCUCAAAGCCGACGAUAGCAGUCUACAUGCCAACAAUAUGAUCUUGUACGCCUCAGGCACAAUUGUCAACUUGGUCUGCCAUAUCACCAUCAAGUGCGUAAGCUCCAACGAGCCGGGAUUCUUCGAGGGAUACGGGAGUAUUCAUGCCAUCCUUGUCAUUAUGAGCAAUGUCUUUAUUGGUCUCGCAAUUACUGCCGUGUAUAAGUAUGCCGACGCCCUAGUCAAAUGUUUCGCGACCGCAUUCUCUACCGGAAUAUUGCUCUACCUAGCACCUCUCAUCUCAGAUACAUCCCUCAGCUUUCUCGUUGUUCCAGGGACACUUAUCAUCUUUAUCGCUACCUGGCUCUACAUGGAGAACCCCGCUCCAAAGCCCACCACCACCAAGUCUGACACCGAUCCCAAGACCGGCUUCUUCGCCAAACUGGGCGCCAUUGUUCAAAACAAAAGAGUGCUAUUCAUCUUUAUCAACACCCUCAUCACGGUCAUGGCUGUCAUGGCCUUGGCUAUGUACCAGGUGGCCAUGCCGACCAAGUCCAUAUCGACCGUGUCGACUGAUGGGAGCACGCAAGUGGUGGCAACAACCGAAGAAGCCGACGCUCCAAAGAUUGUCACAUCGCCUUUCAAAAAUACCAUGGCCUUCAUCAGAUGGAACUCGGUCCACCCUGAGCGCAUCCCUACCUUGAUGAAGUACAAACCCUUCUUCCGCGACAUUCACAUUUCAAUGCCCGAUAUGAUGAAAGAUGAAGGACGCAGCCCAGAAUUUCACAACAUAACUCAUGACCAGAGUACUCUCACCUUCCACAUCUACCAGCAGGUCGCCGAUACAAUGCAACUGAUUCUCGACGAGGAGCCUGAGAUCGAUGGCAUGCUCUACUAUCACUUCGACGCAUGGAUUGACCCUCUGGCCUGGAGUAACAUUGACCGCAACAAGAUAUACUUCCCCAUGACCUGGCCCGAGAUGAAACCUGUAGGACCCCAGUUCUCGUGCAUGAACGACACCAAGGGCUAUGACUGGGGUGGAUGGGGCGGACCGCACUACCAUCUCAAAGCCCAGCUCGCAAGCGCUCAGUUGGACCACUUGGACCUGGGCUUCAAAAUCGACAUAAACGAGUUCUGUGUCGGCUGGAGCGACAUCUAUUUCAUCCCUCGUAAGUUCUUCAAGGACUACAUCAUCGCAGCACCCAUCUUCAAGUCCUUUGACGUCUUCCACGAGGUCGGUAUCCCGACAAUGCUGCACAUCAUCGAGCAAAGCCAUCGCGAGUCGCCCUACGUGCCCGCAAUGGAGCUGUUUUCAGACUGCUGGGGCUAUUGCUGCAAGGAUAACCCUACCAUCUACGACGUCACGACGUAUCGGUGCGGGCACCGUCUUGACUACCGCAACGAACAGGUGACGGGGGCUUUUUACGAGAAGCUCGACGCGGAGGCCAAGUUUCUGGGGCAGCCUAUGAAUGGGUCCCAUGUGGCGAACCUUACAGAGAUGUUUCCGCCAAUAAAAGAGGAUGAUAAAGCGAAAUUGCCAGCCGCAAGGAGGAAAAGGUGGCUAGCCAAUAGAUAGUUAGAUGAGACUAUACUGCCAAAUGCGCAACAGCC